AUGUUUACUCCGCUUGGCUUGUUCAAGGAUGUCCCCUGUCCUCAGGGCCAGGAAUGCGCUCUCUUGACUUGCAUGUUUUCUCACGAAAUUACCAACCCACCCGCAGAGGUCGACAAAAGCGCCAAGAGUACGCAGUCAGAAAAGGAGCCCACGACUACCCAGGAGUCUCCGCCCCUGAAGAAACAGAAGCUUCAGGCAACGGCCGAGGCUGGCAGUGCCAAGAAGGAAGACAAGCCUUCAUCUUCGCUUCAGAACAAAACUAGUGAUCAAAAAGCUACACCGACAAAGAAGGCCAGCGCUAAGGCCCAAACAACAAUUCAAACCCCUGCGAAACUUAAGUCUAUAUCCAGAGGUGUCUCUCCACCUCCUUCUAAGGCCGAACCUUCAACAGCGAAGCGCGAGGCAUCAUCGUCUGCAAAACCGGAGCAACGUCCUCCGCUACGCAAAGCUCCCCGCGAGAGUCUGAAUCCUAGGAUGUUGGCGAAAGCGCCGGUGUCUCAUGGCGUGCGGCUAUCUAUUUUGACGAAGCUUCAUGCUGCUAUGUCAGCCUUGAAUGACAAGAUAGCGAAGGACAAAGAAAAUAAAGAUAAAAGCAUAGCCUUAACCCCCAACGAACUCAUCACGAUGGCUCUAGAUGAAGAGGAAAAGACGGCAAAAGGGAAUGCGAGUGUAUACGGCAACGUAAUCAAACUCCGCAUUGUCAAACUCUCGAAGAUGAGCAAAGAAGAUUGGGUGAAAGAGGUCAAAGCUUAUCUCAAUGAGAGAUACUACAAGACAGCGCCUAAUGAAGCAGACCAGAAGCCUACUGUUCUUACAACUGGCCUGAGCAUCAAAGAGGAAAUAGCAAUUGCAGGAAGACUAGUCACGCCUCUUAUAGGAUUGGAACAAUAUGGUUAUGUGACCAAACCACCCACAGACGAGGAGAUUGAGGGCGCAAUGAAAGGGGUCAUUGAUUCUAAAGGAUGGGAAAAGUGUGAUCGAUGUGGUGGGAGAUUCCAGGUCUUUCCUGGCCGCCGUGAGGAUGGUUCGUUGACAACAGGAGGGCAGUGCACAUACCACCCUGGCAAGCCGUUUUACCCCCCGAAGAAGCGGACAGACCAUAUCACUGGCCAUAAGGAGGCCUAUUUCACCUGCUGCAAUGAGACCCUGGGAACUUCUUCUGGAUGCACCAAAGGCGAUACCCAUGUCUUCAAGGUGUCGGAGGCCAAGCGACUAGCGUCCAUCCUUCAGUUCGAGAAGACUCCGGCGCAACCAGACAAGGGCCCCCUUCCACCAGUAUGUUUCGACUGUGAGAUGGGAUAUACUACCUUGGGGCUGGAGCUGAUCCGGCUCACGGCUGUUAGUUGGCCCGAGGGCAAGGAGCUCCUCGAUGUUAUUGUCAGGCCUAUGGGGGAGAUUCUUGACCUGAACUCCCGGUUUUCUGGUGUCUUCCCCGAACAUUAUAAUAACGCGGCCCCCCAUGAUGGCUCAGUUGUGCCGGCUAUUUCAUCUGCCAGCGAGGAUGGAGAGGUAAAAUUAACUCCUUUACAGGUAGUCGAAUCUCCCGCAGCAGCAAGGGCUUUGUUGUUCCAGCUGCUACAACCAGAGACACCUCUAAUAGGCCAUGCCAUUGACAAUGACCUCAACGUUUGCCGUAUUAUCCAUCCUACCGUUAUUGAUACCGUUAUACUAUACCCAGUCGGAGCAGGCCUACCCAACCGCAUGAGUCUCAAAACCCUAUCCAGAAAAUACCUUGAUAGGCACAUCCAGACUGGAGGGAACCGUGGUCAUGAUUCCAAAGAGGAUGCGAUUGCCACCGGUGACUUGGUCCGGGUCAAGGCCGCAGAAUCUUGGAAGGUGUUAAAGACGAAGGGAUGGAUUAUUCAGGAUGGUAAACUUGUCCCUCCUCCCGGUGCAACAGACGACACUGGUCCGAUAUGGCGACUUGGACCUGGAGCCGGGCAGAAGAGGACCAGUUCAGAUUUAGGUUAA
Messenger RNA from Aspergillus bombycis, 1971 nucleotides. RefSeq names its product putative RNA exonuclease Rex3 (gene rex3). Gene Ontology annotation, molecular function: nucleic acid binding; exonuclease activity. The coding region runs from base 1 to 1971 and encodes 656 amino acids. NCBI's taxonomy places the organism in Eukaryota, Fungi, Ascomycota, Eurotiomycetes, Eurotiales, Aspergillaceae. The transcript has a single exon. The record is from RefSeq and is a predicted model, not a curated record. Gene Ontology annotation, cellular component: nucleus.